Molecule: messenger RNA, 2710 nt
Organism: Plectropomus leopardus (leopard coralgrouper)
Lineage: Eukaryota; Metazoa; Chordata; Actinopteri; Perciformes; Serranidae
Source: RefSeq, a predicted model, not a curated record
UGUGUCUGUGUUUCUGUCUCUGUCUGUCUCUCAGGACCAUCAUGCACCUGAAGUCGUAUCCGAAGCUCGUGCGUUCGGAGUUGCGUCUUGAUGCGUCCGGUGUCCAGACGUCUCAACGUAGCAGCCUGCUGAUAAGAACCUGCGGUGGUAACCAUGGCAACAGCAGCAGCCGCCUCCCACUGAGCAUCAUCUCCACCAACACGCUGCACCGCGGCAACGCCACAAACAGCAGCGCCAGCAGCGGCGUGGCGACGCUUUGGCUGAAGCCGGCGCCGGGUGCCGCGCUGCAGCUGCUGCCCCCGACGCCCGGCUGCGAGAACGACACACUCCGACUGUACCAGACCGCCGCAGAGGACGCCGACGCCCCGCUGGACAUCUGGACCGUCAUCAAGCCGGGACACGUUCGGGAGAAGAUCGCCAUCUUCGCUUCUGAUGGCGAACAUACAGAUGGCGUCGGAGGCAGCGAGCAUAUCUCAACUGGUGGCUCCGACAAUCGGGACAGGACGCCGGCGGUGUGUUCGAGUCACGCCACCAUGUCAGGGCUGCUACGGGCUGUGAAGGCGAAGGGAAGCUGGGAGGAAAACAGCAGCGCCAAACGGCGCCGCAGGUCAGGAAACACCCAGAACCUCCAGCAGGACCCGAGGAGCGGGGUCCACGACGCACAGCAACACGCCCACCAGCCGUCUCCACGGCGCUCAGACUCGACCCCUCGGUUGGGCGGCGAUGUGAUGACGGCAGCAGAGGAGGAGCAGCAGAAGGUGUCGGUGGUGGAGAUGGUGGCGUUCCUGGAGCAGCGAGCCAGCGAGCAGCAGCCCGACUCCAAACCGCAGCUCGCCCUCCAGAGGAGCUCCACCUCUAUCACGCUGUCCAGAGCUCCGCCCCCCGAGGUCAGGGGGGAGGAGCCAGAGAGCGUCAGGGUGUCGGACAUGGUGGCGCGGCUGGAGUCGGAGUGUCUGCGGCGGCGGACGGAGGGAGAUCUGUCCCGCAGCAACAGCCUGAGGAGGACGGUGGGACGUGUCCUGCUCGCUGCCGCCGGGGACCUCAGCUCCGCUCCCUGCCAGCCUUCAGCACCACCACCGUCAUCGUCAGCGCUGGCAGCUCAGAGCGCGGCCCAGGAGCCAAUCAGCUGCUCAGAAACAGCCAGGACACCUUCCUCUGCUCUGACCACGCCCCCCUCAGCUGAGGCCGCGGCAAAGGCGGCUGGGGGGGCGGAGACACUAAGUACCUCCACAAUGACUCAGACUGAAGCCCCGCCCCUCCUACCGGCCCCGCCUCCUUCAACUGAGGAGGCCGAGCCCGUGCCCGGGCUGUUGUUUUUAUCUCCCGCUGCCUCAGAGCCCCACCCCCCCCACCACACAAUGACCUUUGACCUGGAGCCCCGCCCCACUCCUGGCAGCCAAUCAGAGAACAGGAGGAGGAGGAAGGCUGUCAGAGCGGCGGAGGAGGAGCGGGAGGCCGACGGUGUGACCUCCUGCUCCGGCGUGGCACCCUUGAGCCGGCGUGCGUCUGCGUCGCAGGACUUCCUAGAGAUGCGUCAGCGGCUGCAGCAGCUGCUGGAGCCGCAGCCGUACCUCGCCGUGCUGCCGCAUCACCUGCUGCUGAAGAUCCUGCGGCUGCUGCCCACACAGAGCCUCGCCGCCCUCAAGUGCACCUGCCACUACUUCCAGUUCAUCAUCGACACCUACGGCGUGCGCCCCGCCGACUCGCUCUGGGUGUCUGACCCGCGUUACCACGACGACCCCUGCAAGCAGUGCAAGAAGCGUUACGGCCGCGGCGACGUGUCGCUGUGCCGCUGGCACCACAAGCCGUACUGCCAGGCGCUGCCGUAUGGCCCCGGGUACUGGAUGUGUUGCCACGGCGCCCACAGGGACGCGCCCGGCUGCAACGUCGGGCUCCACGACAACCGCUGGGUGCCGGCGUUCCACAGCAUCAACGUGCCGAUCUACAGGAGGAGUUGCCAUGACAACUGAGACUGUGUGUGUGUGUGUGUGUGGUGUGUGUGUGCGUGCGUGUGAGCUCCCAUGAUGCAGCAGCAGCUCAGAAUUUGUCUUUGAUCUUCAACACAUCUGAAACACGUGAAAUUUCUUUACUGCUUCAUGCUGUCGCUCCGCACCCUGAUGCUCCGCCCACCACCUCACAGCGUCGAUCUGCCGCUCGCCGCUGAUGUCGUCGCAGCUGCCGCCGUCAGCAGCAGGAGAGAGGAGGGUCCUGACCACGACUUCUUCUUCUUCUACGAGUGUCGGUGAAACGUCAUCGAUCAAUACUCUCCUCAUAUCAGAUCAGUAACACGCCGUCUGCAAUCAGUGAGGGAAAUCUGACACGCCAUGACAUCAUCAGCUGAUGUCAGCAGUGACAUCCCAUGGAGGUAAACUCUGACUUUCACAAUAAAAGCCUUUAGUAAGGCACGAUGAUAAUGGAGCUCAGAUCUGAUUAACCCUUUGAAAGCUGGACCCACAUCAGUGUUUCUGUGCUGCGUUCACUAAAUAUUUAACCCUUUAAAGCUUUCUGUCCGAAACAUGAGAGGAGGCAGCGAGCACAAAGAAAUGUCCCGCAGAUUACAAGAAAUUAGGAAAAGUGACCUGAAAUUUCUUAUUUUUUAGACAACAAUUUAAAAUCGGAAACAUGUUCGGAAAACUACAUUCAUGCCUGUUUCAGAUUGUUACAAAAAUACCAUAAUUUAUUAUUUCUGCACUUUUUAGUCACUUUUUCU